Molecule: messenger RNA, 2948 nt
Organism: Drosophila yakuba
Lineage: Eukaryota; Metazoa; Arthropoda; Insecta; Diptera; Drosophilidae
Gene: eEF2
Product: eukaryotic translation elongation factor 2
Exons: 5
Coding region: 136-2670 (844 amino acids)
Biological process (GO): translational elongation
Cellular component (GO): cytosol; ribonucleoprotein complex
Molecular function (GO): GTPase activity; ribosome binding; GTP binding
Source: RefSeq, a predicted model, not a curated record
ACUGGUUCCGACUAACGAGAAUAUCGAAAAUUGUCCCAGCUCUAGGGUCGCUGCUGCGCCUCGCUCUUUCCUGUCGAAACGCCGUUGAAAGGCGUAGUGUUUUUUGGUUCGCGAGAAAAUCUCCAAACAUCCAAAAUGGUCAACUUCACCGUCGACGAAAUCCGUGGCCUCAUGGACAAGAAGCGGAACAUCCGCAACAUGUCUGUGAUUGCACACGUAGACCACGGCAAGUCCACCCUGACCGAUUCCCUUGUGUCGAAGGCUGGUAUCAUUGCCGGAGCCAAGGCGGGUGAGACUCGUUUCACCGACACCCGCAAGGAUGAGCAGGAGCGCUGCAUUACCAUCAAGUCGACUGCUAUUUCCAUGUACUUCGAGGUGGAGGAAAAGGAUCUGGUGUUCAUCACUCACGCCGAUCAGCGCGAGAAGGAGUGCAAGGGUUUCCUGAUCAACCUGAUCGACUCACCCGGUCACGUUGACUUCUCUUCGGAGGUGACCGCCGCCCUUCGUGUAACCGACGGUGCCCUCGUUGUGGUUGACUGCGUCUCCGGUGUGUGUGUGCAGACCGAAACCGUGCUGCGUCAGGCCAUCGCCGAGCGUAUCAAGCCCAUCCUAUUCAUGAACAAAAUGGACCGCGCUCUGCUCGAGCUGCAACUAGAUGCCGAGGAGCUUUACCAGACCUUCCAGCGCAUCGUCGAAAACGUGAACGUUAUUAUUGCCACCUAUAACGAUGACGGUGGUCCGAUGGGUGAGGUGCGCGUGGACCCCUCUAAGGGAUCAGUCGGCUUCGGUUCUGGGCUGCACGGCUGGGCAUUUACUCUCAAGCAGUUCUCCGAGAUGUACUCCGAGAAGUUCAAGAUCGAUGUUGUCAAGCUAAUGAACAGAUUGUGGGGUGAAAACUUCUUUAACGCCAAGACCAAGAAAUGGCAGAAGCAGAAGGAAGCUGACAACAAACGCUCGUUCUGCAUGUACAUCUUGGACCCGAUCUACAAGGUGUUUGAUGCCAUCAUGAAUUACAAGAAGGAGGAGAUAGGAACCUUGCUAGAGAAAAUCGGUGUGACUCUGAAGCAUGAAGACAAGGACAAGGAUGGCAAAGCUCUGCUGAAGACUGUGAUGCGCACCUGGCUGCCAGCCGGUGAGGCUCUACUUCAGAUGAUUGCUAUCCAUCUGCCGUCACCGGUGGUUGCCCAAAAGUACCGCAUGGAGAUGCUGUACGAAGGUCCCCAUGACGAUGAGGCCGCUCUCGCCGUUAAGUCUUGCGAUCCUGAAGGUCCUUUAAUGAUGUACAUUUCUAAGAUGGUGCCGACCUCUGACAAGGGUCGCUUUUAUGCUUUCGGACGUGUGUUUGCCGGUAAGGUUGCCACCGGGCAAAAGUGCCGCAUCAUGGGCCCCAAUUACACCCCCGGCAAAAAGGAGGACUUAUAUGAGAAGGCCAUUCAGCGUACAAUUCUCAUGAUGGGUCGUUACGUCGAGGCUAUCGAGGAUGUGCCCUCUGGCAACAUUUGCGGUCUGGUCGGUGUCGAUCAGUUCUUGGUUAAGACCGGUACUAUUACCACCUUCAAGGACGCCCACAACAUGAAGGUCAUGAAGUUCUCCGUGUCCCCUGUGGUGCGAGUGGCUGUAGAGCCAAAAAAUCCCGCCGAUUUGCCUAAGCUGGUCGAGGGCUUGAAGCGUCUGGCUAAGUCCGAUCCUAUGGUGCAGUGCAUCAUCGAGGAGUCUGGCGAGCAUAUCAUUGCCGGUGCCGGUGAGCUGCAUUUGGAGAUUUGUUUGAAGGAUCUGGAGGAAGACCAUGCUUGUAUUCCACUGAAGAAGUCUGAUCCCGUCGUCUCCUAUCGUGAAACUGUGUCUGAGGAGUCAGACCAAAUGUGUCUGUCUAAGUCGCCCAACAAGCACAACCGUCUGCUGAUGAAAGCCCUUCCCAUGCCCGACGGUCUUCCCGAGGACAUUGACAACGGCGAGGUGAGUUCCAAGGAUGAGUUCAAGGCUCGUGCCCGUUAUUUGUCUGAGAAGUACGACUAUGAUGUGACUGAAGCCCGUAAGAUCUGGUGCUUCGGCCCCGACGGAACCGGACCCAACUUCAUCCUCGACUGUACCAAGUCCGUGCAGUACCUUAACGAAAUCAAGGACUCGGUUGUCGCUGGAUUCCAAUGGGCCUCAAAGGAGGGUAUUUUAGCCGACGAAAACUUGCGUGGAGUCCGCUUUAACAUCUACGAUGUGACGCUUCACGCUGAUGCCAUCCAUCGUGGUGGUGGCCAGAUCAUUCCAACCACUCGUCGUUGUCUGUACGCUGCCGCAAUCACCGCCAAGCCGCGCUUAAUGGAGCCUGUCUACCUGUGCGAGAUCCAGUGCCCCGAAGUUGCUGUGGGAGGAAUUUACGGAGUGCUCAACAGGCGACGUGGCCACGUCUUCGAGGAAAACCAGGUUGUAGGCACUCCCAUGUUCGUGGUGAAGGCAUAUCUGCCCGUCAACGAGUCAUUCGGCUUUACCGCCGAUCUGCGCUCUAACACUGGUGGACAGGCCUUCCCUCAGUGUGUCUUCGAUCAUUGGCAGGUGUUGCCCGGCGACCCGAGCGAGCCCUCAAGUAAGCCCUAUGCCAUCGUUCAGGAUACUCGUAAGCGCAAGGGUCUUAAGGAAGGACUGCCCGAUCUAUCCCAGUACUUGGACAAGUUGUAAAGCACCACCAUCCGAUCCCCUACAACAUCCAUGUGCAGCUGGCUGAGGGAAAAAACAUAGGAAAAAAUGGAGCGACCGAAUUCAACAUUUUCAUUCGGCAAGGCACUUGAAAAAUCGCCUUCGGCCGCCAACAGUGUUUUAUAAUAAAUAAAAACACUAAACAAUAAACAAAAAUUUGAUGAUUAUUAAUUGUAUAACAGUAAAAAAAAAAAACAAUAAAUCAAGUAAAUGAUUAAAUGCUUCAGUUUACAUGAAACCAAAGCGCCACUGAAACGAAA